Messenger RNA from Oryza brachyantha (malo sina), 882 nucleotides. Its product is annotated as nitrogen regulatory protein P-II homolog. The transcript is spliced from 7 exons. Gene Ontology annotation, molecular function: enzyme regulator activity; ATP binding. Gene Ontology annotation, biological process: regulation of nitrogen utilization. NCBI's taxonomy places the organism in Eukaryota, Viridiplantae, Streptophyta, Magnoliopsida, Poales, Poaceae. Gene Ontology annotation, cellular component: chloroplast thylakoid; cytosol. The record is from RefSeq and is a predicted model, not a curated record. The coding region runs from base 75 to 686 and encodes 203 amino acids.
AGCCGACGCAUCGCAAGUUCGCGCUAGUCCAGUCCUCGCCCUCCACAUCCUCCGCCAUCGCCGACGUCCCCACCAUGUCGCCGGCGACCGCCGCCGCCUCCGUGUCCUGUGCCAUCCUCCGACACCAGCCGCCGCCGGCUUCCCCGCGACCUCCUCCUUCCGUCAACGCCCACCUCCUCCCGUCGCGGCGGUGGUGGGGCCAGCGGCCGCUCCGAGCCACCGCGCCCCCUCGUCGCCUCCCGGUGGCCGUGCGCGGCGGCGCCGACGUCCCAGAGUACCUGCCCAAGUCGGAGUUCUACAAGGUGGAGGCCAUCCUGAGGCCAUGGAGGGUGCCCUAUGUGUCAUCGGGUUUGCUGCAAAUGGGGAUCAGAGGCGUGACGGUGUCCGACGUGCGGGGAUUCGGGGCGCAGGGCGGAUCAACCGAGAGGCAUGAAGGGUCAGAAUUUGCAGAAGAUACCUUUAUUGAUAAAGUUAAGAUGGAAAUAGUGGUGACCAAGGAUCAGGUUGAAGCUGUAGUUGACAAGAUAAUUGAAAAGGCAAGAACAGGAGAAAUUGGCGAUGGAAAAAUAUUUUUAAUACCCGUCUCGGACGUGAUAAGAAUACGCACUGGCGAGCGAGGGGAGCAAGCGGAGAGGAUGUUGGGAGGGCUGGCAGAUAAGCUGUCCUCAGCGAUACCAAUCUCAUGACCUCCAACAUGGACCUCAGACCCUGCAAGCUGUAUAAACUCUGAAGGUACACUCCCCUUUUGAUACACAUUGUGCAAACCUGAGCAACAAUAAGCUGUAAUGCAAUGCCCUCAGUCUCAGGAAUUGUACACAACAAACUCAUGAAACUGUGCAGCAUUGUGUACUGGGUUGCAAUAUAUAUGUGGUGGUGAAGACA